This is a messenger RNA of Pocillopora meandrina, 1214 nucleotides long. NCBI's taxonomy places the organism in Eukaryota, Metazoa, Cnidaria, Anthozoa, Scleractinia, Pocilloporidae. The record is from the annotation of a GenBank genome assembly.
GAGGGUCUUUGGGCAGUAUUAAGUGUAAGUAUUGAUAAACGCAAGACGAAAAUAUGAAGCAGUGAAUUUAUACUUCAUGUUUCUGUUUUCCUUUCUAGGUACGACACAUCAUGAGCCUUCCAACAAAAAAAGUGAUACCUAAUGUCAGAAAUGGGACUGAGGAUUCACAAGCAACAGAAGAACUUGGUGAACAGGUCUAUUACGCAAUUGCCAGCGUGUAUGUUGUCCUCGCUAUAAUAGCAUUCAUUUUUAAUACUCUUGUGCUUUUUGUAUUCACGAAGGACAGCUCCCUUCGCUCGGACUCAAACAUUCUUAUUCUUAGCAUAGCUAUUGGCGACUGGAUACAAGCAGUGGUAGCAUAUCCGUUGGGAGUUAUUGGCAUUUUAUCAAAAAGUUGGCAAACUACUGGAACGACCUGUUCGUGUUACGGCUUCAUUGUGGCGUUUUUAUCAUUUGGCACAAUGCUACACCAUGCCACUUUCGCCAUCGAGCGCGCCAUUGUAAUUAAGUUUUCUUUCUCAUUUUCCAUUUUCAACAAGUUAAAAUACAUCAUUGUUGGACUUUGGUUGUUUGCGCUAAUCUGGAGCAGCUUGCCUCUGAUUGGCUGGUCAGGGUAUGCCCCUGAGGGAGGACGCUCGGUUUGCUCGAUUGAUUGGCAAAGUUCUGAUCCAAGUGCUGUUGCUUACAUUUGGUGCAUCUUCGUUCUUUUCUUCUUAGCUCCUUUUAUUACCAUGGUUGCCUCAUACUGCUCUAUCUACCGCAACGUGAAAAGAAUGACUCAAAAUGCGCAUAAUAUUUGGGGAGAGUGCGCUGCUCCAACUCUAGAAAUUAUUUUAGCAGAAUCAAGAACCGCUCGAAUGGCAUGCAUUAUGUCAUUUUGUUUCUUAUUCGCAUGGACACCGUAUGCCGCUGUAUCGCUUUAUGCCAUCAUACGAGCACCGGAGCCUGCUAUAUCUCCCUUGGUGGCCACCUUACCUGCUCUUUUUGCUAAAACAGCCCCGUGUUACAACCCACUUAUUUACUUCUUACUGUUUAAGAAAUUCCGCUCCAGUCUUAGAAGUUCAUUACCACUAUGCAAGCGGUUUUUGAGGAAAGACUCAAGUGGGGGCAAAGUUGGGGCCAUCUCAUCUAUAACAGCUUUUGAUGACAAAGAGAACAUCAGCAGGCCUGGGAAGGUUUUAUCAAGAAGGAUUCAAUUUGUGGCCACCGUCUAA